AUUAUUUUUGUAACUCAGACGCACGCCUGUGUAUAUAUAAAUAUGACCAUGUGUAUUUAUAUAUCAUAGUGUGUGUUCUUCUGUAUUCAGUGGGGCAGGGAUAUUAUCACUGAAUAACAGCAUCACAUUUUUCCCAGAUAAGCGGCAAGGCUUUGCUGGUAGCCUCUGUGCCUCCACUCCUGCUCUUGGCUAUUUUUUCUCCAUAUUCUUCAGACAAGCUGGGCUUCUGCCCCACUGCACACACCAUGAGACCUGAGGCUCUGCAUUCUGCAAUGCUUUCAUACCAAUGGGGAUGCAGAGUCUGAUCUCUCCAGAGCUACAGAAUUUGCCUCCCUAAGAUGCUCAGACUGGACCCCUUAUUUAUCCUGGUGGUUUCCAUGUCGUAUUUCAAUCCUGAAAAGGCCUUGGCAGCCCCGGCAGAAAACGAUGGAUCCUCUCAAGGGCGCGUUCCUCUCGCUCCUCCAUAUGCCGUGGUCCUUAUUUCCUGCUCAGGACUCUUAGCCUUCAUCUUCCUACUACUCACUUGCCUCUGCUGCAAGAGAGGAGAUGUCGGAUUUAAGGAAUUUGAGAAUCCCGAUGGAGAAGAGUUUUCAGGAGAAUACACCCCACCAGCCGAAGAGACCUCCUCUUCACAGUCCAUCCCUGAUGUAUACAUUCUGCCUCUGUCAGAGGUCUCUUUGCCUGUUUCCAAUACACAAGCCCCUAAAACAGUGAAGCAAACUGGCUUUAGCCGACAGGAUCUGAGCUAUCUCCAGGAGAUUGGCAAUGGAUGGUUCGGAAAGGUGAUCCUGGGAGAGAUUUUCUCUGACUAUACCCCGGCCCAAGUGGUGGUAAAGGAGUUAAGGGUUAAUGCCAGCCCCCUGGAACAGAGGAAGUUUCUGUCGGAAGCGCAGCCCUACAGAAGCCUUCAACAUUCCAACAUUCUCCAGUGCCUGGGGCUAUGCACCGAGACCAUCCCCUUUCUGCUCAUCAUGGAAUUCUGCCAGCUGGGAGACUUAAAGAGGUAUCUGAGGGCCCAGCGCAAGGCAGAUGGCAUGACCCCUGACCUCCUUACCUGUGACCUCACCACUUUGCAACGAAUGGCCUAUGAGAUAACACUGGGACUCAUGCACCUUCAUAAAAAUAAUUACAUACACAGUGACCUGGCCCUGAGGAACUGUCUCCUCACCUCUGACCUCACCGUUCGUAUCGGGGAUUAUGGGAUCUCUCAUAACAAUUACAAGGAGGAUUAUUACAUCACUCCGGAUCGUCUCUGGAUCCCAUUGCGCUGGGUUGCUCCGGAACUCCUUGAUGAAGUUCAUGGAAACCUAGUUGUUGUUGAUCAAAGCAAGGAGAGCAACGUCUGGUCCUUAGGCGUGACUAUGUGGGAGCUCUUUGAAUUUGGAAGCCAGCCAUAUCGACACCUAUCCGAUGAGGAGGUGUUGACCUUUGUGAUCAAAGAACAACAAAUGAAGCUGGCAAAACCUCGACUGAAGUUGCCUCACUCAGAUUACUGGUACGAGGUGAUGCAGUCCUGCUGGUUACCUACUGAACAAAGGCCAUCUGUGGAAGAGCUUCAUCUGCAGCUCACAUAUCUAUUAAAUGAAUGCUCCAAUCAAACAGAGGAAAGUUUUGAGUGGCGCUGGAAUGCACUUAAGCCAACCAAAACAUCAGGGGGCCCGUUACACCACUCUGAAGAGAUUUCUGCUUUCCCCCUGCUUGAUAAUUUUAAUGGUGGUGAUGGAUUUCAUGCUGACAUGGAUGAUAUUUUGACUGUAACAGAGAGCAGCCGAGGUCUCAAUUUUGAGUACAUGUGGGAGAAAGCCCGUCUGGGAAGAUGGAAGGCCACACCUCAGUGUCAAAAUUAUCCACCCAGUAAUGGGGGGUUAACAGUGCCAGCAAAUCCCUUUUAUGAAUCCAACCAUCAGCACUCACGCCAGAGUUUAGAGACUCCCAGUGUGGUCCCAGUCAUUAGUGCUCGUAGUCCUUCAGUCAGUAGUGAAUAUUACAUUCGCUUGGAAGAACAUACAGAUAGAGGUAACAAUGUAGACUGUACUGUUUGUGCACCUAGCCCAAUAUAUGAAAGAAAAUAUGAGCUACAAGAGCCAAGAAGCCUCCAUCAACGUUUAACCAUUGGAAGCCCAGCCUCCCCUAUUGAACCACUUUUUUCAUCUGACUGGGAUCCCCUUGAAAGUGAAAGAACUAGUCCAGAGGAUCCACCUGGUCAUUUGAUUUUACAUGAAGUUCCUAAACUUAUUGAUCGAUGGACACCAGGUAACAAUAACCCUUUUAUUACUGUGGGCAGAGACUUGCCUCGUUAUAUGAACCCUUUCCGAGGGCCUGCCGACAGAGACUUAUCAAGGCAAGUACAGGAAACUUCUUUAAUUGAACCAGUGGCAGAUGUAUUUUCUUCUGACUCAAUUUUGAAUGUUUAUCGAGACAUUGAAGAUCACAGAAGGAGCUGGGAUUCUGAUACAAUGGAAGAAAGAGGAGCAGGAGAAACAUUGGCUGGAGAUCCUGAAUCUUUGGCUGAAUUUUUAGAUGACCGUGCAUCCCCAUGGGAUUGUGAGCCUUCUCUGAUGGAAGAUCAGAGCUCAGAAAGUAGCAGUAGCAGCACAGACAACAGCAAUCGCCGAAAUAUGCCUUCCUGUCCCUUGUGCAGCAGGGGGGUUAUGGGUGGUCUACAGAGGUGCUCCUGUGCUAUGCUACGAGGUGAUGUUGUGAUUGAUUGGACCGCACAUGUUGCCAUGCAUCAGGACCACUAUGGUCUUGAUGAUGACUCGUCUUUAAAAGUUGAACAAGGUUCUCUAUCCGAAUGCUCUAUUCCCACACGAACCUUUGGGGAUGGUGAUCUCUUUACUGGACCUUUCGGUGAUAGCCUUUGUCCUUCAGAACACCAGGAGUUUUAUGACCCUCUCAUGGGAGCAGCUGUUAAAAGUUAUGACAUUCAAGACUACCGUAAUCGUAGCCAAGUAAAGGCCUAUGAAUCUCUACAGAAGAAUGUCUCCAAUCAUCCUCCAUCUCCUUUUAUUGGAAUAUCAAAUUCAAUGGCUAAUUGCAGUGUCAUUGUGCCUAUUGAAAUACCGCCCCUUUCCACUCUUGCUGAAAGCAUGGAAGAAGAGGAAACCAUAGAAAUUUCUACUGAUGUAAUAAAAAGGUUCCCAGUUACCCAAAACACAUUGACAAUAGAAAAAUUUUCCCAAAAUGACUCAAGAGCAACAUUGGACUCUGUUGACUCCUUAGAUAUUCCCUCCAACACCAGUUCAUCAGAUGUAUGCAGCCCUAGCUCUCAUUACUCGUCCCCUGGUCAGAAGUUUGGAGACAGCGGUUAUGAAACAGAAAACACCUUUUCUCCUGAGUUUAUUUUUAAGGACAUAAAAGAAGAAGGAGGUCUCAGACAUGUAAAGCUACCUUUAACUCCAAUAUCCGAAUCUACCAGUGAUCUGACAUUAACAGAGGAUACGCCUGAAGCACACACAACACCUGGGGAUGAGGAUUCACUUCGGAAUUUGGAGAUCGGAACACCCCAUCGAGAUUCUGCUUAUUUUUCUGACUAUGAUAAUGAAUGCGAAAAACACUGUAGAGCUGCACAACAAAACCUUGUUGCUGGGAGUCACAAUGGAUUUUCCAAAGAAGAAGAGACAACAGUUCCAGCAUUAGUGGAGGAGGAUACUCCAAACCUAGAAGAAGCUCCAGAAUCUAAAGAUAUAGAGAUUACAGAGACUUCCUGUGAAUUUACAGAUGAAGAAUGCAGCUUACAAAAUGCGUCAAUGGAUGAUAUCCCCAUGGAUUCUAAAGAGGAAACAUUGAAUUGUAAUGGAGAGCUAAACAACUCUUCAAAAGAGAAUGAACCAAACCAUCUUCUUUCUGAAAACACAAACACACCACGUGAAAAAAAUAAUGAAAAACAAACAAUAAUUAUCGAUCAGAGGAAUGAAGAGGACAACACUCUGAAAAAACAGCCAGAAAGUGGAUUUGUUGUUCAGGUUUGCAAAGAACAGCUCCUCGUUUCAUUGAGGGAAAAUGUAACGCGAAAUGUACUUUCUACAUUUGAAUCUUCUGAUAUAGUAAAUUCAUGUGUCUUGAAAGACCAGGCUGUGUUAAAAUUAUGGUCAAUGGAAACAACUGCAAACCCGCUGAGUGAAAGCUUACUGAAAAAUGAAAGCAUGAACAAACAGCCAUCUGAGGAACAGUUGGAAGAGAGUAAUCCUCGCAACAGUGGUUCUACAAAUAACAUGGAGUCAGCUAAUGAAUGCGGCAACAAGGAACCUAUGGACAUCAUUAAAGAAGAGCCUGAAGACCCCGUCCAGCAGCAGCAACAGGAGGAAGCACCUAGGCCAGAGGAUAAAAAAGAUGAAACCAAACAAGAAACUUUUUCUGAAACGGGCAUAGAUUUGUUGGAACAGCCUGUUGAAAACUGCCAAGACUCUAGCAAUGAAACAAAAGAACAAGCAAAACUUUUCCUAGAUUUUGGUUCAACGAAUGCAGGAAGUGAAGCUAUAAAAGCUAAGGUUGCCAGGCUUUCAUUAUCCCUUCCUCCUCUAAACCUGCAAGCAUUUCAGAACCCAACUGGGCGCAAGUCUUUAUGGGAUAACAAUGAAGAAUGGGAAUCCCCACAGACCAAGGAAGAGGAUGAAGAAGAGGAUGGAUUUAGCUUUCAAGACCAGCAGAGAGCAGGCUCAGAAUCGGAAGGGGAUGUGGCCGGGAUCCCCAUUGUUGUGUCGGAGACAGAUGAUGGGCGCAACUUACGAAGCUUGCUGAAAUCUCCCAAAUCAGCAGAUGAGGCUGAUGAUGAUCUUGAUCGGAAAAGGAAAAUGGUGUCAUUUUUUGAUGAUGUGACUGUUUAUCUGUUUGACCAGGAGACACCGACAAAUGAACUGAGUAAUCAGAGUGGUGCAGAGGGGGAUCAGAUUCCACACAACCCCAACGUAGACCCAACCAUUGAUAAUUUUUCAUCAACUGAUGGUUUCAGUGGAAGUUUUGAGUGGGAUGAUGAUUUCCCACUGAUGACCCAGAAUUCCUCAUUUAUUCCCAUGGCAACUGAGGGAGCCGCACUGAAGUCCCACAUAAAUCCCACCUCACCGCCACCUCCUUCAACGUUUCAGGGGAAACGGGUGGACCCUUCCCUGAUGGACACACUCCGAUUCACACGCUUUACAGUUUCCCCAGCUGUGGAUCCACAUCCAGUGCUUGAAACAGAUGUGGCGCCCUCUGCAGGUAUUGAAAACUAAAGGCACUGGCAAAUCCCAGUCUGAUAUCCAUUAUACCAGCACACCCCUAUCUCUGUGGCCUCUAAAGCAGGCAUUGCUUGGUCAGCUCUGGAUCAUGCCACGAACAAGAUAAUAUAUAAUCAUACAGGACCAGCAAGGCCUGGAAGAGGCAUAAGUAUUCCAGCCAAUGGAUGGAGAUGCUAGAGAUGUAUGGAUAUCCUUAGUCCCGCAAUGAUCAAUGCCUGGAAAUGAGCUCCUCAUAGAUAAAGCAUGGAAGACCUUCACGUCAUACAGAUUUUACAGGGAAUAUUUUUUUAUAUUCUCAACGUGCCAAACGGAUUCCAUUCUAUUGAUGUCCAAUUCCAGCAGCGAUUUGAACUUUCCAUGCUGAUCUCUUGUGCUUCUAGUGUAUAUUCACCGUGGCCUGAAACCCUCAUUGAUUUGUUUUCCCCUGUUGUUUGAACAUAUAACCCAAAGGAAUGGAUGUAAAGGGAAUGAAAACCAAUCUAUACAUUGCCAACUGGAAAAGAAUACUCAUCAUCAUUUAAUUUUGGGCCAAUAAUUUGUGUUCUACUGGAAUAUAAGUAAGCCUGUAGCUGGUAACAGUAAAGCCUAACAUUGUGCUACUCUUCUAUGAAAGUGGCCAUUUCCAAAACUAUAUCUGGAAAUCCCUAUUACCCGAAAUUCUCAAGAUAUCAAUUUAUUGUUCAAUAACAGUGCAACAUACUUUAGUUUGAUGACCUGAUUAUGGAAUAGGGCUCCAACAUUGAGACUUGUAUAGCAGAGAAUGUUGUGUUAACAUCUAAACAAGAUGCAGGAAUUGUAUAUGAUAUAUUGCUACAAGAAGAUCAUUCCAACCUCUAAUGUACACACUGAACCUUGGUGUGAACCCCAAUAAGCAUAAAGGUUUCUAAGGGAGGUGCAGACAGGGUCAUCAGUCCUGGGUCCAACACAUAGUGGACAGGUGUAGGUAGGAAGAGUGAAGAAUAACAGGUCUAUUGGGACCAGGAUGGUGACAGUGGGAAAAGAUGGGCAAAGUUACAGUUGGCAUUAGCGUAGCCCAACCUGCAGCCCAUCAGUUUUGUGGAAGGGUCAAAGUUAUAUUCCAGCAACAGUUAUAGGUCCAAAGGUUGCUAAUUUAUACAGAUAAAGAAGUCCCGCAAAGUCUUUAUUGUGCCCAGCGCAGCUAGACAUGGGCCAUCAAACCGAGAUGCAAAUAUUCUCUAUCAUUUUCAAACUCAUUGACUUUUUUAGGCUUUUUGUGUAUUUUCGAAUAACUCUGGAACCAACAUGUAGCCCUUUUUACGUAUUUCUGACUAUGAGUGGUAUAGCAUGCAUGAAGGCAUAUGGAUGUGAACCUUGCAUCCCUUUAAUGUUGCACUGUUAUAGAACAAUGGUAAAAGAACCAUUCAGACCUCCACAUAGAAUAUUUGGAAGCUUAAGUAGAACCAGCGUGUCCAUAAGGAACAGCUAGCUGUGAAAGUUAGGUAAGCGACAACGUCGGCUAAUGACGCACUUGCCAAGAAUAGACCGAGUCGAGGAGAAGAACCACUGAGAAACAGAGAUAGGUAUAAUAAUAGACACGUGCUUUAAUGCCGGGGAAAUUCAUAUGGUGACAUAUAGCAACGGUGCCGAGGUGGCAACUGAUGUUAAAAAUAGGUAUCAGGGUGUUAUCCUUUAUCUGAUAAGGCACUGGGAAAAUCACUUCUCUACUUAUUUUGGGAAAAUUAUACAUUGGAGUGGGAUAAAGUACGACCUACUGUAAAUGAUAUGGAUAGAGGUAUCCCUAUAGGUAGAAUUUUUCUGCAGGAGGUACAUUAUCCCUUGUACAGGUAUGGGACCUGUUAUCCAGAAUGCUCAGGACCUGGGUUUUUUUGGAUAAAGGGUCUUUCUGUAAUUUGGAUCUUCAUACCUUAAGGCUACUAACAGGGGUAAAACUACAGAGGAAGCAGACCCUGUGGUUGCAGGGAGGGCAGUGGUGUAGAGUGCCCAGUAAUGGCCGAACUAAUGAACAAUUUUAAUACAGGUAUGGGACCUGUGAUCCAGAAUGCUCGGGACCAGGGGGUUUUCUGGAUAAGGGUCUUUACGUAAUUUGGAUCUCCAUACCUUAAGUCUACACCAAUAAGGAUCCAUACAGUGCAGUUACUAUCAAGUACAGGUACUGUUAUAUAAUUACAGAGAAAGGAAAUCAUUUAACCAUUAAAUAAACCCAAUAGGGCUGUUCUGCCCCCAAUAAGGGGUAAUUAUAUCUUAGUUGGGAUCAAGUACAGGUACUGUUUUAUUAUUACAGAGAAAAGGGAAUCAUUUAACCAUUAAAUAAACCCAAUAGGGCUG
Messenger RNA from Xenopus tropicalis (tropical clawed frog), 7523 nucleotides. RefSeq names its product lemur tyrosine kinase 3 (gene lmtk3). The transcript has 16 exons. Gene Ontology annotation, molecular function: protein tyrosine kinase activity; transferase activity; kinase activity. The coding region runs from base 339 to 5210 and encodes 1623 amino acids. The record is from RefSeq and is a predicted model, not a curated record. Lineage: Eukaryota; Metazoa; Chordata; Amphibia; Anura; Pipidae. Gene Ontology annotation, cellular component: membrane.